Messenger RNA from Conger conger (European conger), 4472 nucleotides. RefSeq names its product cell adhesion molecule 3 (gene cadm3). Gene Ontology annotation, cellular component: presynaptic membrane. The record is from RefSeq and is a predicted model, not a curated record. Gene Ontology annotation, biological process: homophilic cell-cell adhesion. NCBI's taxonomy places the organism in Eukaryota, Metazoa, Chordata, Actinopteri, Anguilliformes, Congridae.
GCACCUCAAUCUCGGCGCUCGCGUUUACGAGGGUCGUUUCGGAAAUGGGAGAAAAGGUGUAACGUGAGGGAGAGUCAGCGCGGUUGCCCAUUGGCGGCCGCUCUGCGAUACACCGCUUCCUGGCGUUCACAGAACAGCGACAUUGCAGGUGUAAUUUCGGCUAGCCUUGAGCAUCGUUAGGGGCGCCUGCGAGGACACUACACUCGGAAAGAAACGGACGAAGGCGUGUGUGUGCGCCCGACCAUGGCAUUCCCGUCAUUCCCUGUGUCGGUUCUCUGGACUCUCGGCUCCUUGACGAUCCUUUGGGCUUCGGUGCAGAGCAACGUCCUCUUGGAGGAUGACCCCUUCCAGCCGGUGACCACAGAUGAGACCGUGUCCGUCGGCGGGACCGUGACCCUGACCUGCAGGGUGAUGGAAAGUGACAACUCCUCCCUGCAGUGGUCCAACACGGCGCAGCAGACCUUGUACUUCGGAGACAAGAGAGCUCUGAGAGACAACCGAAUUCAGCUGCAUCGGUCCACGCCCACAGAGCUGUCAAUCACCAUCGGCGAAGUUCAGCUGACAGACGACGGAGACUACACCUGCUCCAUCUUCACCAAGCCCAUCCGCACCGCCCGGGCAACAGUCACUGUGCUGGGCGUGCCGGGGAAGCCUCAGAUUCUGACCAAUAACGACGCCGUGCAGGAGGGGGGCACCAUCACUCUGAUCUGCACCAGCUCCGGCGGGAAGCCCGCUGCCAAACUGCGCUGGUACCGCGGCGACACGGAUCUGACAGGCUCGACAGAAACGGUUCAGGCAGACCCGGACGGCCGGACGUUCACGGUCCAGAGCGAGCUGCAGCUGACCGUCACCCGGGACGAUAACAAGGCCAGCAUCGGCUGUGCGGUGGACCACCCCUCCCUCACCGGGGGGAACGAGAAGACUGAGACCGAGCUCAGCGUGCUGUUUUCUCCCAGUGUCUCCAUUCAGCCCCAGAACGAUUUACCAAGAGAGGGAGAGAAGUUCUCUCUGGAGUGUAUUGGCACCGGAAACCCCGAUCCCAGCCCCUCCGCCUUUCUGUGGGAGAAGAAGGACGGCUCCCUCUCCUCGCUGGUGAAGGUGGACGAGAGCUUCCUGCGUUUCGAGGCGCUGAAUAAGUCGGACAACGGCGUGUACCUGUGCCAGGUGGACAACGGCAUUGGGAAGGGCGUGGGAGACUACACCCUGCUGGUGCAAGACCCCACUGCUAUGACCAACCAGUCAGGGGUGGACCACGCAGUGAUCGGGGGAGUGGUCGCUGUCAUCGUCUUCAUCCUGCUCUGUCUCCUCAUCGUCCUGGGCAGGUACCUGAUCAGACACAAAGGGACGUAUCUGACUCACGAGGCUAAGGGUUCAGACGACGCCCCUGAUGCGGACACGGCUAUCAUCAAGGGGCACUCUGGAGCGGACGACAAGAAGGAGUACUUCAUCUAGAGAGCGAGGGAUGGAGGGAACGAGGGAGGAGGAGGAGGGGGGAAAGAGGAGUGGCUUCCAUCUGUCUUCACACGCUGUGGGAGGUGGAGGGGGUACAGAGAGAAAACUGAGAAAAGAGAAAAAAGAGGAAGACAGAAAAAAACAAGCAAAAGCUGAAUUAAACUAAAAAAGGCAUUAAUCACACACACACACACACUCUCACGUAUACACACACACAUGCAUACUGACACACCGACUAAUAUGACCUCACAUACACGAACUAACAUACACACCAACUAAUAUGACCUCAUAUACACAAACUAACAUACACACAAAUGCACACAUACGCAUACGGACACUCCAACUAAAACAACCUCAUAUACACAAACUAACAUACACACAGAGGAACACACACUCCCACACAUGCACACACACUCACUCACUCUCUCACACACACACACACACACACACACACAUACCGAACAGCUUAUGUAGACCAGAGCUAUAAUGUUGUGAACGCCUUGGCUAUUUUAUCUGAGGUAACAGAACGUUAUAGAGCAACCUACAACACACACUCUGCAACACACAAAACGAACCCUCCACAUCCAUUGUGUGGGAUUCCACUAUAAAUAUAUAAAUAUAUAUAAAUAUAUAGCAUUGUUUUUACUCAACAAAAAAUGGUUCAGUGUACUGUAAAUAAUCUUUCUUUCUCUCUCACUCUCUUUCUCUCUCUCUCUCUCUCUCUCUCUCUCUCUCUCUCUCUCUAGCGCUCUGUAUGUCUUGCUAUGUCUGGUAUUGCAGUAUAUAUUCUAUAGCCUGCCUUGUUUUUCAUACCCGUGUGGAACUGCUGCGGUGAAAAAUAAUCAUAUCUGGGAGAAAAAAAAAAAAUGUCUCGAAAUAGAAUCUAACUACUGCAAAUAUUUGUAUGACUUGGGUUUUCUCAGAUUGCGUUGUUGUGUUGCUGUUUGUGUCGCGGCUAACAGUGUGGGACAGUCCGGUUUGCUCAGGAGCCAGGCGAUCGUUCACAUUCAUCUCCUCUUCGGGCUUCAUACGGAUUAUCCAUUCUCAGAAUUCAUAUCAACCGAUUAUAAUCGCUAUCGCGGUGACUGUCUUUUAUGUUCGUUAUAUAUCAUUCCACUACUUCGGGGCGAACUGCGUUAGUAGGGACUAUCGCUUCCUUUUUUUAGUCGUGACAUCACUUCCUUUUUUGUGGAGAAAUGCCACAGAUUGCUCACUCCUACAGAAUGAAUACCUGGCAGACUGCCCACCCCCACCCUCCCAAAAACACCAGACUGCCCCCCCUCCUUUAUCCCUCCCUUCAGACCCCGGAGUAUGCUGCCCAAGCAUGUUCAGAGAUAUGAGCCGGAGCAAAUAAGCUAACAAUAUUCCUUCCCCGAGACAACAUGUGACUGAAUAUUUGGAGUUGUCUUUUACCGUUUUAACUGUCAUUCUCUGCUGCUACUGUAUCUCUCAAACUUAGACUGUGCAGGGGACAUUGCUCUCUCUCUCUCACUCUCUCUCUCUCUGUCUUUCUUUCUUUCUCUCCCUCCUGUCUUUCUUGUAGGUAUUUUCAUGAAAUAUAAAAUAUCAUAGAUCUCCUGCAUGUCUGUAUUUUCAUCUUCCUCUCUCUCCCUCUUUCACACUAACCGCUAAUUCAUCUCUCCCUCUUUUUUUAUUUGCGCACGCAAAGACUCGCGCACACGCACGUGCACACACUCACACACGCACACACACACACACACGCACAUGUAUGCGCACAUAUACACACAUGCACUCACACAGACGUACAAACGCAGACACACACACACACUCUCACGCACACCUAGGAAUAUGCAUAUAUAAAUAUAUUGCGAGAUUGGCUGCAAUGUUAUCAUUUGUAGCACCCGUAUCUGGCGGUUCAGCAUUCUCAGUGGCCGUGUUGGUAUUUUUAUAGCACCGUUGAUAUGACUGAUUGUUUCUGUAGCACUGUUGCUUGAUUGUUGUCCACAUAUAUUUGAAACGUUCAGGGAUUCUCUCCUGUUCAGUAUAAAUGUAUAUACCAACAGUUCUGCCCAGUUCCUGUAUAUGUUCUCCUCAGGGGAGAAAGCAGUUAUGUGACUCUGUAUCUGUGUACGGAUAAACUUCCUCUUCGGUUGCAUUUGUCUGCAGUGACCACAGCUCGCCACUGGAGGGCAGUGCGAUGAAGCCUGCCUCGGUGUCUCCCCUCUCAUUCAACUAUGCUGAGAAUGAGAACCAAAGGGGCCCCUUAACGAUCCAGUUUUAGCAGUGUGUGUUUUGAAGUGUUACAUUUUAAAUUAUUGCAAUCUUUUUAUAGCUGUGCAUAUUCCUUUAUGUGUUAUUUUAAAUGCAAUUCCAUUUAUUUCCAUUUUAUUAGGAGUGCUAACUUAGAAUUUUAGCUUAGAUUUUUGUGAAUUUCAUUGAUUAGCAGUUUCCCAUUUUAACAUGAUUUGUUGUAUAUAAUGUAGCCUUUACUGCCUCUUCUUACAAAUAACACACACUUUAGUACAUUGAUACACACAGAUGCAUACACCAGUUGAGGAGAAAGUGUGUGUGUGUGUGUGUGUGUGUGUGUGUGUGUGUGUGUGUGCGAGUGCGUGGGUGUUGGUGGGUGAGUGUAGGGACAUUAUGCAGUCUGUGGCUGUGGCGUAUGCUGGCGUGUGUGUGUGUGCAUGUGUGUGUGGGUGUGUGUGUGUGUGAGAGGGAGGGAGGGAUGCAUCAUAACUAAUCCAAAUUGACACAGCUGGAAAUUGUGAAGUUUCACACUUUCAUCAAUGUUUUAUUUUUGAAUGACAGGCUGCGUUGGUAUUAUUUUGGAUGACAAGUCUUCCCUUUGAAUAAAAUAUUCAUAUCACAUGAAAAUGGUACUACUGUUUUUGUUACUUUCUAUCAGAGAUGAUGAAGCACCAAUAAGUCAUCAAAGUAGGAUAUUCUGCAGAGAACUGUUGUUUUGUUCAAAGUGGAGUUUUUUUUAUUUUGUUUCUGUUAUGAUAUCAAUACGUACAGUUCUUUACUUCAAAUAAACAUGCAUUUGGGUUAACUUA